Eurytemora carolleeae is the source of this 1914-nucleotide messenger RNA. It is a transcript of the gene Nt5c, whose product is annotated as 5'-nucleotidase domain-containing protein 3. The transcript is spliced from 17 exons. Gene Ontology annotation, molecular function: 5'-nucleotidase activity. Lineage: Eukaryota; Metazoa; Arthropoda; Copepoda; Calanoida; Temoridae. The record is from RefSeq and is a predicted model, not a curated record. The coding region runs from base 122 to 1636 and encodes 504 amino acids.
AUUGUCUAAGAAUAUAUAUUUACCGUCUUGUAAUUUGUAUUUGACCUCUUCUCGCCGAACCCUAUACAGAAAUAAAUACACAAUCCUUAAUUCUUAUUAAUUCCUGGUUUCAGGUUAGAAAAUGCAGAUAUGUGUUCGGGCUGUGACUGGUUUAAACCGGAGAGGUUGUGUUCAGAUCAACGCCUGUAUUCAGAGAACGUUUACAAGCGAAGAUCUUUGGACCAAUUACGAGCAAGCAAAGAGCUGGCUUAGAUGCAAGAAAUUACCGCCAGACAUUGAGACGAAAGCAGCGUUUUGUAAUGAUCAGAUAGAUUUGUCCGAGGUUGAGAUCUAUGGGUUUGAUUAUGAUUACACACUGGCUAGCUACAAGAAGGGUGUAGAGUAUCUUAUUCAUGAUAUUGCAAAGGAGCAUUUAGUUAAGAAGUACGGAUACCCGGUAGGAGUAGGAAAGGUUGUCUAUGAUCCCAACUUUGCUAUCAGAGGUCUUCACUAUGAUGUUGAGAAAGGAUUGUUUCUCAAGGUUGACAGUUUUCAUCAGAUUCAGCUUGGAACAGUUUACAGAGGACGAGAGAAACUGUCCGACAAAGAUGUUCUAAAAUUAUAUAAAAGACGACAUUUACCUGUAAAUUAUCUAGAAUCUAGUUUCCUAACUCCUAAACCAAUGAACGUAAAGAUGGUUCAACUAGUCGACAUUUUCUCAAAGCCCGAGAUGAGUUUAAUGGCGGCUGUAAUGGAUUACUUCCAUACAUGCGAGAUAGAAUAUCAGCCGGAAAGCCUCUACUAUGAUAUAUCUAAGUGUAUUGGUUUGGCUCACGCUACAUUCCAUGCUGAGAUUCGCUCAAAUCCAAAUCUGUAUCUACACAAGGACCCUGAAUUAGCUCCGUACUUGAAGGGUCUCAUGGAGAGCAAAAAGAAAAUUUUCCUCAUCACGAAUUCUCCGUUUGAAACCGUGGAUGUGGGAAUGAAGUAUAUGGUUGGAGAGGACUGGAGGGAUCUUUUUGAUGUGAUAGUUGUACAGGCCGGGAAACCUCAUUUCUUCACUAACAAUGCACAACCUUUCAGAGAACUAGAUUUAACUAGGAAUGUCUUCCUUUGGGAUAAGGUUCAUGAGUUGGCUAAGGGAAGAAUAUAUGCUGGUGGAACUUUAAAUCAUUUCCAGCUUCUGACCGGCUGGAAGGGAGGCAAGGUCAUGUAUUUCGGAGAUCAUCCGUAUGCAGAUCUAGCAGAUGUUACACUGCAUCAUGGUUGGAAAACUGCUGCAGUUAUCAGGGAACUGGAGAAAGAGAUUGCAAUGAUGAAUACAGAGGAGUUUAAGUGGGGAGUUAACUGGCAACAAGUUCUCAAAUCUCUAAUAGAGGACCACCAGGACGUUCAAGAACCGGAGGCUAAGGAGGUUAUAGAAGCUUGGAAGAUUGAGGUGGAUGCUGUCUCCAUGAGUUUAAGAAACAUGUUUAAUCCACAUUUUGGAUCCAUGUUCAGAUCUCACAGUAAUCCUACAUACUUCUCCAGGAAACUUUUCAGGUUCUCAGAUAUCUACACUAGCCGAGUAACCAAUCUUGGACAGUACAGUCUCAACCAUACAUUCUAUCCCAGGAGAGGAGCUCUGCCCCAUGAAUUCAAGUCCUGGUUCGUUUAAAGGAUCAGUGCUAAAGAUGGAUACAGGGGGAGUUCAAGAACUUAUCAUUGAGCUUUGGAUUAGAAUUAUAGUUAUUAGUUAGGUUGGGUUUUCAACCCUCAGCUGUACACUGUACACUGUACAGUACAUUUUUAUUUGAUGACUUUUAAAAAUAAUUUAAGAAAUGUUUGUUUUUUAUUUUCUUGUUUAAAACGUUAACUCUGACGAACAUUUUGGAUGCUUUGCUUACGUGAUAAACUUUCAUUCCAUAUUUAGAUUAAUAAAAAUAAUAAUCAGCA